UUUUAUAUACGAAUAAAUUAGGAAUGAAUUACUAUGCACGUGUUGGUAUGGAGACAGUGCAGCGUCAAAAUGGCGGCAAACGGACCUUCGUUAGUGGAAUCAAACAAAAACAAAAAGAAUAUGAUGAUUAAAGGCCAGGGCAAGGGAGGGGGAGGAUUCAAGCUCUUGCGCAGGCCAAGGGCACCCAAAUUACCUCCCCUUGAACCCGAGCUGCCACCUUCCCCAGACAAACCAUUCUAUGAAAUAUAUGACUUUGAACAGGAGAUGGACAUCAGUCAGAGACACCUUCAGUCCCCCACCCCUAGUGUUGUGCCUAGUCUAGUGUCUCCCCCACCGUCAGAGUCACACCCCACCAGGGGGACAUUCUACAGAAAUUACGGAAUAUCCCCGCACAGUAAUGGGUCUUACCUGCGUAAAAAUGACAAGAAGUUUGUACUUGAUCCAAUAUAUCGUGAGAAAACUAGUUUAGGUACUUAUGUUGAUGGUAAAUCAUUAGUUAAACCUUUUAAACCGCGAGGACCAGAUAAUUUCCCCACCAGACCCCCUAAAAAGCCUGGUGAAAUUUUACAGAUGGAUAAUUUUGAUGAGAUCCGCUAUCAUCAGCCUCCAGCUUUUACUUUAGACAAUUUUGUGUAUCAUCUCUCAGAACUUCGUAACAUACCUGUUCGUAAAGUCAAGGAAAUAUUUUACUCAAAACACAACUAUAAGAAGUUAACAAAUCUUUUGGCGGAAAAGUAUAUUAAUCCUACCAUUCAAGAGGAAGUUAAAGUGAAGGAAAUGACUCCAGAAGGGCAAAACAUUCCGCCAUCUGAACCAAGGAUCCCUCAGAAACAGCUACUGAUUGAGAUGGCAGCCAUGAUUAAACAGCAUGUUCGAGAUCUGAUGAACACUGAGGUCAAGUCGGUGAUCAGACCACUGAGGAAGUACAGCCCAUCGUACGCUGACGACAAUGUCCCGCACACAGAGAUCAUACUCUAUGAGGAUGACACUUUUGAUGUUGCCAGUCAAUCAGCUCAAGAACGACAAGAUACAGAAAUUCCAACAAUGGAUUCAAUGUUUCACUCUGCUCCAUCUAGAUACUUCCAAGGGGCGGAACGUAGUCAUUCGCCUUUCACCGCACCCUCCGAGAAUGCCAUUUCUCCUUCAGAGCUUGCCAUCUUAGAUGCUCUGAUAAACGGAGGAAAAGCUCUGAGUCUGAAGGCACAUUUUAUAUCAGAAAUGCCAGAUAUUUCACCCCUAGUAAGAACUGUCACCUAUCUGAAUCUGUCCUUCAAUGAUUUCUCGAUAUUUCCCCGAGAAAUCCUGGAGAUUCGACAGCUGGAGAUUCUGAAGCUGAGAAAUAAUCCACUGCGUGAACUCCCCUCAGACAUCCAUCGUAUGCGGAACCUGAGGAUCCUGGUCGUCUCCUUCUGCCUCCUCACCAACAUCCCAAUGGGGUUAUUUGCUUUGCCCAAACUGAUUCAUUUAGAUAUUUCCUACAACAAGCUUACCUUCAUUCAGAAUGAGAUUGCCAACAUGAGAAACUUGCGUGAGUUGAACAUGGAGGGGAAUCAGCUACCAGCCAUGCCGUGUGGGGCUCUGCUGCUAGACUUGUUCUAUCUCAAUGUCAAGAAUAACUUCAUGCACCCACUCUUCUGGAAAGAAAACACCCAGAAUCAGCCACAGAGACUGAUUGACAUGUGUGCGCUUACUCUGGUAGAAGGGGAGGUAAUAAGUGACAUGGAUUCUGUACCAGAGUCGGUCAAAAAGGUCUUGGCCAACCGCUCAGUUUGUGACUGUUGUCAUGGUGCCCUGUAUGGUCCAGGAUUACGAAUUAUUCGUCCCGUCAGUAAACUUCAUGGUAUUAAGAACCUGCCAUUCCUUUUCCGAGCAUGCUCACCAAGCUGUUUACAAGUCUUCAAACACAGUAAAGACACGCUGUCAGAAAUCUUAUACGGGGUGACAUCCACUCCAAGGGGUGAAGAGGAGGAGGAGUGAGGGGGGAUAACUCUGAAGAGGGAAGUCCCAGAAAGCCUUGCAGACUUUACUGUUGAGAGUUUGGAUUGAUCUUGAUGAACUAGUUUGAAAAGAACUUUGCUCAGAAGAAAAUCAGAUCAUCAGAGAAUUCCAGUAUGGGAAAAUACUGUAUUUUUAGUGCUGCUGUUAAGUAUUUGGGAUGCAACAGUGCCUUGUUGGAAUCACUUCGAUGCAUUUUGUGAUAAGAUUAACUGAUUUAAUACACUGAGGUGUUUAUAAAUCAUUGAUAAAAUUUAUAUUGCAAUGAUUUUCAAUAUGCUUUGGCUGUUGGUUUAUAUUUACAGUCAUUGUGUAUUAUACAUGGGUGUGAAAGCAGUUGGUGAGAGAUAUUGAGAGUGCAAAUAAAUUAACUUAUACAAUAUCAGAUUGUGUGCUUAUCAAGAAAACAAAGAAAAUUAUAAUAAAUUACCCAUUAAAAUUAGUUUUACAUAAAUUGA
Molecule: messenger RNA, 2453 nt
Organism: Saccostrea cuccullata (small rock oyster)
Lineage: Eukaryota; Metazoa; Mollusca; Bivalvia; Ostreida; Ostreidae
Product: leucine-rich repeat-containing protein 63-like
Exons: 11
Coding region: 34-1977 (647 amino acids)
Molecular function (GO): protein binding
Source: RefSeq, a predicted model, not a curated record